AAUAACAACUUUUUCUUUCUACUUUCUACAAGCCAUUUACAAAUUUCCUUUUCAGUUUUUAGUGAUAGAAUAAAAGAAGAAGAGAAGAAAUUGUAAGGAGAAUUAAAAACAAUGGCAGGUGGUGGAUUUGAUGAUAGAAGAGGAGCAAGAGCACAUCUUUAUGAGUAUAAAAUUACUUGGUAUUUCAUUUUUUCUUGCAUUAUUGCAGCCACUGGAGGUUCUCUUUUUGGUUAUGAUCUUGGUGUUUCUGGUGGGGUGACUUCUAUGGAUGAUUUCUUGAAAAUAUUUUUCCCCAAAGUGUACAGCAGGAAGCAAGAACAUCUCAAAGAAACAGAUUAUUGCAAAUAUGACAAUCAAAUUCUCACACUUUUCACUUCCUCUUUGUAUUUUGCUGCACUUAUAUCUACAUUUGGUGCUUCACAUGUUACUAGGAAUAAAGGCCGUAAAGCCAGUAUCCUAUGUGGUGCAGUUAGUUUUUUUCUUGGUGCAGUACUUAAUGCCUCUGCUAAAAAUAUUGCUAUGCUCAUUAUUGGUCGAUGUCUUCUUGGUGUUGGCAUUGGAUUUAGCAACCAGGCAGUUCCGUUAUAUCUUUCAGAAAUGGCACCUGCAAAAAUCCGAGGAGCAGUUAACCAAUUGUUUCAACUCACAACUUGCUUGGGAGUAUUAAUAGCCAAUUUGGUCAAUUAUGCAACUGCUCAAAUCCAUCCAUGGGGAUGGAGAUUAUCUCUUGGAUUAGCAGCAAUUCCUGCUGUACUCAUGUUUGUUGGUGGCCUUUUCCUUCCCGAGACACCAAACAGUCUCGUCGAGCAAGGUAAAUUAGAGAAAGCAAGGGAAAUAUUGGAAAAAGUUAGAGGAACUUCAAAAGUGGAUGCAGAAUUUGCUGAUCUUAUAGAUGCAAGUAAUGAAGCAAAAGCUAUAGAGAAUCCAUUUGGAAAUUUACUAGAGAGGAAAAAUCGGCCACAAUUGGUGAUUGGAGCAUUAGCAAUUCCAGCAUUUCAACAGCUUACUGGAAUGAACACAAUCCUUUUCUAUGCACCUGUUAUUUUUCAGAGUUUAGGGUUUGGCUCAGGAGCUUCUCUUUAUUCAUCUGUUAUUACUGGUGGAGCACUUGUUGUUGGUGCACUUAUGUCAAUGUCCUUUGUUGAUAAGUUUGGAAGAAGAGCUUUCUUUUUGGAAGCUGGAGUUGAAAUGAUCUGCGUCAUGGUUGCAGUUGCCAUUACACUAGCAUUAAAGUUUGGACAAGGUGUAGUGCUACCAAAAGGAAUUGGAAUAUUCCUAGUAAUAAUAAUUUGCAUAUUUGUUCUUGCCUAUGGAAGAUCAUGGGGUCCUUUAGGUUGGUUAGUUCCAAGUGAAAUAUUUCCAUUGGAAACAAGAUCAGCAGGACAAAGUAUUGUUGUUUGUGUCAACAUGAUUUUCACAGCACUAAUUGCACAAUGUUUCUUGGUUUCACUUUGUCACCUCAAAUAUGGCAUAUUUCUGCUAUUUGCUGGUUUGAUUAUUAUUAUGAGUUGCUUCAUAUUGUUGCUUUUGCCUGAGACAAAGCAAGUUCCAAUUGAAGAAAUUUAUUUGCUAUGGCAAAGUCAUUGGUUUUGGAAAAGGUAUUGUGCACCUGAGGAGAAUGGAGAUGAAUUCAAGAAAGAGCAGCAAGUUUAGAGUAUUAUAUGGAUUUUUAGGGUUGAAAAUUUGCUUAUUGAUUUUUAUUUGUUCAAUGAAACUAUUGUAGUUGAUAUCUUUUUACAUUUAAAAAAACUUUUGACUUAGAAGUUGAGUACAUUUAUGCACUUUGGAUGCCUUUUGAAUCAAGA
Nicotiana attenuata is the source of this 1805-nucleotide messenger RNA. Its product is annotated as sugar transport protein 14-like. The transcript is spliced from 5 exons. Gene Ontology annotation, molecular function: monosaccharide transmembrane transporter activity. The record is from RefSeq and is a predicted model, not a curated record. Bases 112 to 1653 code for a protein of 513 amino acids. Gene Ontology annotation, cellular component: membrane. Gene Ontology annotation, biological process: monosaccharide transmembrane transport. NCBI's taxonomy places the organism in Eukaryota, Viridiplantae, Streptophyta, Magnoliopsida, Solanales, Solanaceae.